Molecule: messenger RNA, 786 nt
Organism: Alternaria incomplexa
Lineage: Eukaryota; Fungi; Ascomycota; Dothideomycetes; Pleosporales; Pleosporaceae
Exons: 2
Coding region: 1-786 (261 amino acids)
Biological process (GO): peptidyl-proline hydroxylation to 4-hydroxy-L-proline
Cellular component (GO): endoplasmic reticulum
Molecular function (GO): procollagen-proline 4-dioxygenase activity; iron ion binding; L-ascorbic acid binding
Source: RefSeq, a predicted model, not a curated record
AUGCCCCCCAAGAAGAAAGCCCAACAAGGCGCGCCUGCCAGGCCGGCGGCGUCAUCUGAACCAGCGAGACAACCCCUGAACUGGCCUGCCCUCGCUCCUCUCGUACCAGAAGAGGACCUUGCCCUGCACGAAGUGCUUCCAAAACAGAUUGUAACCAUCCCCAACUUCUUCACGGCUUCGCUGUGCAAGACCUACGUGUCUUUCCUCUCCUCGUUGCCAUUGACGACGACGCCUGGGAAACCGAAGAAAGGUGAUGCCGUGCGAGUCAACGACCGCUAUCAAAUCGAUGACCCUGCGUUCGCUGAGCGACUAUGGAACGACACAGGACUAAGGAGGCUAGUCACCGCCGAUGCGGAGGAAGGGGCGCUCGGCCUCACUGAAGCGCAGCGGAAAGAGCUGUGGGGCGGCGAGGUGGUGGGCCUCAACCCCAACAUCCGUGUCUAUCGGUACUCCAAAGGCCAGUUCUUCGACCAGCACUAUGACGAUUCCAACAGUGUGAUCAUUCAAACUCCUGGAUCACCGCCUCUGUCGACGCGCACUACCUGGACCUUGUUGAUUUACCUCACCUCGCCGGCCACGGGAUGCGUCGGUGGAGAGACUGUCUUCUACCCGGACCCGCCCAAGAAGAAGAGCAGAGACCUUCCACCUGAGCCUUUCGUUGUCGACCUCGAAGUCGGCCUCGCGCUGCUGCAUCGACACGGCCCCGACUGCAUGCUGCACGAAGGACGCGAGGUAACGAACGGAGAGAAAUGGGUCAUCAGAAGCGAUCUAUGUGUCAAGCGUUGA